AAGCCAAUACUGCACCUCGGUUUUUUUUACAGAAGUUUCCUGCGCUGUUUCGUAUAGCAUGCGAGCUUCAGAGCGCUGAUAAUUACUUCGAGUGGACCGUUGAAGCACAAAAUAAAAGCAGGAUUGGCGACACCCCCGAUUUACUGGAUGGCGUAAUUUGAACUGUGGUAAAUUUUUCUAUUGCUGGAAGGAAAACCAAAACUUUCAGUUUGAAGUGCAUACACUUUGUCAUUUUGCUGCAGAGCUGUCGCGUAUAGCGUCUGUCUCACCACCCCGAUGGUCAGUCUACUUGUUCCAAGAAAUGUUAAAGCGAUAUUUUCGAAUUUCGCUUCCUCUUUCUUCAAAGGCGGGCCGGACAAAAUUGAUCCAGUCCGAUAAGAUGGCGAACGCUUGAGGUUUGUGUCCAUCGAUUGCUCGGAUUAAAAUUGGCGGCUGUGUCGUGGUUGUAGAACUCGACAGCUACUUCGUUUUGCCAUGAUCAGGCACGCGAAGGCCCCGGACCGGAUGCGCAUACGGCGCAGACCGGUGAAGGGGAGAAAAGAAGGCGAGGAGAGCGCCCCGACAACUCCUGCUACGCCGAUGGAUCACGGGGGAUCUGCGUAUGAUGACGAACAGCUCUACAUGUCACCGCGCUUGAACCAACAAGCAAUCGAGAGAUUCGAAAAGUUCGGGCGCGCAACAGAGGUUUGGAACAUUUUUGGUUGAAGCAAUACGUGACGUUGAUGUUCAGGAUGCUAGUGAUUAGAUUGAUAGGAUCAUAAGUAUGUUGAACCACCACUGAUCAGGAUCAGUGCCCUUUUUUGUACGACUAACCUUUUGUCGGAGUCGAGGUUUAUUCCACCUGGAAAGCUAUUAAACAGAACUUCUUAGCGUUUAUGGAGAAUUUGGAAAAGGCCGUAUCUACCGACGAGGAGGAGCAAGAGAUGCAGGAAGAGGUGGCCGAUGUUGCGGUCACCGUGGAUGGCGAGAAUGCGCCGGGGGAAAAGACACAAGACACGACAAGCAGCACCACCUCCAGCCGGGGACGUGCGGCGGAACCACCGACCACGAAAGUGUCUCCGGAGAUCGCGACGGUAUCCAGACCGCGCUCGAGCUCUGAACAGCUGCGCCGGGCGAUCAGCAAGGACUCCGAUAGUAGCAAGGAGCAAGUGCCCGUGGUCGCCUCGGAGUCCGGAGCGACGGUUCCCGACAGCUCAUCGGGGAUUCCGCGCGACAAUUCUAAAGCAGACUCGGAGGGCUCCAGAGGCAGGGCCGCGGAGAACAUCAAACCAAGUGGCACGUCUUCGCCCCAGCAAGGGCAGCGGCGACACUCCGCACCGGCCUUCAUUCGGACCACUUCGCAGGUUCUCAUGGAGAAGCUGAAGGCACAGGGCGAGAAGGCCACGAAGGGGAAGAACAAGCGACAGCUUGUAUUCGGCGGGAAGGCCGUGGUGGACGACAGCACUCACGACAUUCCGCAGUUGCGGAAACAGUCCGCCAAGGACGCGCUGCGCGCCCUCCGAACGCACUUGGCGAAGGCGAAGCCGGAAGACAUCACCAACGGCCGGGCCUUGGUGGAACUGCUUUUCGGCGCAGUGGCAGAGGUGGUGCAGACGAACCUGGAGGACGACAGCACGCAGGAUUGGUACCGCAAGACGGCGGGGAUGCACACCGUGCAAAAGUGGCUGGAAAACUACCAGAAGCACCCGUACGGGUGGGGCGCGCUCAUGAUGAUCCACGGCACCGACGAGGUUUGCUUCCGGCUGCGCACAAAGGUGGAGAACUACGCGGUCUACGCGGCUCUGUUUCUCAGCGCCAGCAUCGUCCUCAUACUAGCGCCCCAGGAUUCCGUUGGAUCGCUCUGCGAAAAGGCGAACUCGGAAAAACUUCGUUCAGAAGGUAUGGUUGAGGAGCUUUAUUUCGACCUUUUUGUUUUUCAUUUUUUUUUCCGUUGGUCAAGCGGAAUUGAUGCUCUAUUUCUUUUUUUGAGAGCUUUAGGAGCUGAAAUGUAGAUGUCCAUAGCACAAAAAUCAGGUGAUCCGUUUUGGUGGGUGUGUCACAUGCAGCAGAGGAUUUAUUUCUACUCACUGGCGGGAGCGACCUGUUCGCACGUGUUGGCUAUUCUGCUCGCAAUGGCCUUCAUCAACGCCUUCAACGAAGCAGGUACCGCUUUUCGUCGCCUUUUGUUUCGUGAAACCUAUUUUUGCAACAGAAAAAUUAGUUUGCGACGAUGUAGUGUCAACUGCCCGUCGUCUUGCGUGAGCCGAAACUAUCUUUCAAAAACAGGGCGCGACUGCGACAUUAUCCGGAUGUUCGGCGAGGGCAAGGGUUACCUUGCCACGGUGAAGUGCGAAAAAGCGUUUACCUACGGCCUUUGCCUCCUCUUCCUGGCACUUUUCGACGCGGUGUGGAUUUUCUUGAGCAUAUUCGACGCGGUGGGGCUGUUCCUGGUUUUGGGCUUCGUCUGCUACUACGGGGUGUACAAGGAAACCGUGAAGCUGCUCUUCGAAUCCUCCUCCAUAAUGUGGUACUGGCGCUGGGGCCGGGGCCACGCGUCCGGCCGGGACCCGUUUGUGUUGUCCCUGCCCAUCGAAAGGCUACAGCAGAAGACCGCGGUGUCCCGACUCAUGCACGCACAGCUCGUCGACGACGUCGAAAAUAUUUGGAACAUCACUUGAGGAAGUGAUUGAAUUAUUACUUUUUGGAAAAUUGAUUUGGAAUUGUUAACACUGUACAAUCAUUUCUUUGUCAAGACAACCACGAUGACAACUCAAGCUGCAUUCGUGGUGCACGAACACCAAAUCCAUGUACGAUUCUUGGACAAAAAUUUGAAAAACAUGCACACCUUUUUUUGGCAAAUGAAAGAUUCGUGCAAGAAAUAAUGCAUCUAUCAUUGUUUCUCUCGUCAACCUACCCCGACCCUGUACACGAAGAGAAACCACUACCCGAGGUAUGGUUUCCCAUUUUGCGGUUCUCGGACUGCGCACCUCUCCCCCGAU
Messenger RNA from Amoebophrya sp. A120, 2978 nucleotides. NCBI's taxonomy places the organism in Eukaryota, Dinophyceae, Syndiniales, Amoebophryaceae. The record is from the annotation of a GenBank genome assembly.